This is a messenger RNA of Arabis nemorensis, 1404 nucleotides long. Lineage: Eukaryota; Viridiplantae; Streptophyta; Magnoliopsida; Brassicales; Brassicaceae. The record is from the annotation of a GenBank genome assembly.
AUGGAUGAAUUACCAGACCAUUUAGUUUGCGACAUACUCAAGAAGCUUCAGAAAACCAUUGACAGAAACUCUGUUUCACUCUCUUGCAAGCGUCUCUAUUCGCUAGACAACGAACAACGACAUUCUCUGCGGAUCGGUUGCGGUCUAGUUCCUGCAGCCGAGUCAUUGCUCUCUCUCUGCAAUAGGUUUCCAAAUCUAACCAAAGUAGAGAUCGUAUAUUCCGGUUGGAUGUCGAAACUUGGGAAACAACUCGACGAUCUCGGUCUUCUUGUCCUCUCCACCAAUUGCCAUUCCCUCACUGAUCUCACUCUUAGCUACUGCACUUUCAUUACUGAUGUUGGCAUUCGUCAUUUGUCGUCGUGUACUGAGUUUUCUUCGUUGAAGUUAAAUUUCGCUCCUCGAAUCACCGGUUGUGGCGUAUUGUCAACCGCAGUAGGAUGUAAGAAACUCAGGAGGCUUCAUCUCGUUCGAUGCCUAAACGUAGCAAGUGUCGAAUGGUUAGAGUAUUUCGGAAAGCUUGAGAUACUAGAAGAACUCUGCAUCAAGAACUGCAGAGCAAUUGGUGAAGGCGAUUUAAUCAAGCUGGGAAAUAGCUGGAGGAAGCUUCGAAUUCUGCGGUUUGAAGUAGACGCUAAUUACAGGUACUUGAAGCUAUAUGAUCGGUUAGCUGCGGAACGGUGGCAAAAGCAGUUGGUUCCUUGUGACAAUCUGAUAGAACUCAGUCUUGGUAACUGCAUCAUAACUCCAGGUAGAGGUCUCGCUUGUGUGUUGAGUAAAUGCAAGAAUCUUGAGAAGCUUCAUUUAGACAUGUGUAUCGGUGUCAGCGACUCGGACAUUGUAGCAUUGGUCCAAAAAGCUAAACAUCUAAGAAGCAUCUCGCUCCGAGUCCCAUCAGAUUUCACUCUGCCUCUCUUAAACAACAUAACCUUAAGAUUAACCGAUGAAAGCCUCAUUGCCAUAGCUCAACAUUGCUCGAAACUCGAAUCUUUCAAGAUCUCGUACUCGGACGGAGAAUUCCCUUCUCUGUUUUCUUUCACCGUUCAGGGGAUAAUCACACUGGUCCAGAAAUGUCCGAUUCGCGAGCUUUCUUUAGACCAUGUUUGUUCUUUCAACGACAUUGGCAUGGAAGCUCUGUGUUCAGCUCAGAAGCUAGAGAGCUUGGAGCUUGUACAAUGCCAAGAAGUGAGCGACGAGGGGUUGAUACUAGUGAGCCAGCUUCCUUGUCUCAAUGUGUUGAAACUAUCAAAGUGUUUGGGAAUCACAGAUGAUGGAUUGAGACCACUUGUUGGAUCACACAAGCUUGACUUGCUUGUGGUUGAAGAUUGUCCUCAGGUUUCUAAAAGAGGUGUUCAUGGUGCUGCAACUUCUGUAUCCUUCAGGCAAGACUUGUCAUGGAUGUAUUAA